Molecule: messenger RNA, 915 nt
Organism: Rhizopus microsporus ATCC 52813
Lineage: Eukaryota; Fungi; Mucoromycota; Mucoromycetes; Mucorales; Rhizopodaceae
Product: putative hemolysin-III channel protein Izh2
Exons: 7
Coding region: 1-915 (304 amino acids)
Cellular component (GO): membrane
Molecular function (GO): signaling receptor activity
Source: RefSeq, a predicted model, not a curated record
AUGCAAUUACUAGAAGAUAUUAACGACACCGAUACCUUAUUAAACAAGCAACCUAUCAAAAGAAUAUUGGACUGGCAUGAAAUACCAACUUGGAUGCAGGACAAUGUCUAUAUCACUGGUGGAUAUAGAAGACAGUCCAAUAGCUACCUUGAAUGCGUUCAAAGUUUAUUUUAUUUACAUAACGAAUCUAUAAACAUAUGGAGUCAUUUUUUGGCCUUUCUCCUCUUCAUAGGCAUUGGAUUCCACUUUUUAUGGUCAAAUCCACUUGCCGAUUCUCUAACGUCCUUUGAUUAUACCUAUUUCUUUGUCUUUGUUGCUGGUGCGCUUACUUGCUUAGGAUUCAGUGCUAGUUUCCAUUGUUUUUCUUGUCACUCAGAAAAAGUUGCGGCUACCUGGAAUCGAUGUGAUUAUGCUGGUAUCACUACUCUUAUAGUUGGCUCGUUCUUUCCCAUGAUUUAUUAUGGUUUUCAUUGCCAUCAGACUCUUCAAAGUGUUUAUCUAUCCAUCAUUGUUGCUUUGGGUGCUAUUACUGCUACAGUCACCUUGUUAAAACAUUUUCGUACGCCUGCCUAUAGAUGGGUAAGAGCUCUCCUGUUUAUUUCUUUAGGACUUUUUGGUGUUGUACCUACCCUUCAUGGCAUCAUUAUAUAUGGCCUAAAUAAUGCUGUAAGAACCAUAUCUCUAAGUCACUUGAUUCUCAUGGCUUUAACUUACAUUGUGGGUGCAGUCAUUUAUGGAGCCAGAUUUCCUGAACGCGUCAAACCUGGCAUGUUUAACUAUUUUGGUGCAUCUCAUCAAAUAUUUCACGUCUGUGUCGUGAUUGCACUAUUGGCUCACUAUUUUGGUGUCCUGAGCGCUAUGGCCUUUUGGCAUGAUCCAAUUAACCAAAAGUUCUGUUCUACACUGUUUUCAUAA